Molecule: messenger RNA, 1047 nt
Organism: Saprolegnia parasitica CBS 223.65
Lineage: Eukaryota; Oomycota; Saprolegniomycetes; Saprolegniales; Saprolegniaceae
Exons: 5
Coding region: 1-924 (307 amino acids)
Biological process (GO): mitochondrial L-ornithine transmembrane transport
Molecular function (GO): L-ornithine transmembrane transporter activity
Source: RefSeq, a predicted model, not a curated record
AUGACCAACCACGGAGACAAAGCGGCGCCAGCCGUGUGGUGGCACGCGCCGGUCAUCGACUUUGUCGCGGGCUCGAUCGGCGGCUUUGCCGCCAAGUUCGUCGAGUUUCCUUUCGACACGAUUAAGGUGCAGCUGCAAACGAGUCCGGAGGCUGGCCGCGUGAGCGCGCUCCGCCAAGUGCAGACGCUCGUCGUCAACGAAGGUCCGUCCGCGCUGUACCGCGGGUUGCCGUUGCCCCUCGCCGGCACGGUCAUGGAGAGCGCGUGCUUGUUUACGACCAUGGGCCAAGUCAAGAAUGCCUUGUACGGGCCCGACGCGCACGACUUGCGGCCGUCCCAGAUUGGCCUCGCGGGUGGCAUCACGGGCUUCUUCAUCUCGUUCCUCUUGAACCCGAUCGAGCUCAUCAAGUGCCGCAUGCAAGUGUCGACGCUAAGUCACAAGGCCACGUACCGCAAUACAGGCGACUGCAUCGCGUCGUCGAUUCGACACGAAGGCGUUGGCGUCUUUUACCGGGGCUUUGGCUCGACGCUGCUCCGCGAAGUCCCAGGCACCGCCGCGUGGUUCACGACGUACGAGACGACGCUGCAGUACCUCCGCCGCGGCAAGCACGACGAGUCGCCGUGGGACGUGAUUUUGGCGGGCGCCAUGAGCGGCAUGGCGUACAACGUGGCGUUCUACCCUGCGGACACGGUCAAGUCGUACAUCCAGACGCACUCGUGCGCCAAGAUGAACAUUCCGAGCGUCGCGCGGGAUAUCUUUCGGCAGCACGGCCUCGUCGGCUUCUACCGCGGUCUCCUCCCGACGAUCUUGCGUGCGGUACCUGCCAACGCCGUUCUCUUCUACUGCUUUGAAGGCGUCAAGGCGACGUGCCACAACGCGAUCCACGAGCCUCGGCACGCGAUGGCUCUCGGCCAAGCGCCGUAAUUGAAGCCAGACUCCAAACUACUACACUGAUAAACUAGACCCACUCAACUUUUUGCACGAUUCAACCGCAUGGUAAGCUUGCGCCGACGGCCUCUCUCCAACCUCUAUGGACGUCAAAGCCCG